Oryzias latipes (Japanese medaka) is the source of this 5129-nucleotide messenger RNA. It is a transcript of the gene ercc6, whose product is annotated as excision repair cross-complementation group 6. The record is from RefSeq and is a predicted model, not a curated record. NCBI's taxonomy places the organism in Eukaryota, Metazoa, Chordata, Actinopteri, Beloniformes, Adrianichthyidae. Gene Ontology annotation, biological process: transcription-coupled nucleotide-excision repair. Gene Ontology annotation, cellular component: nucleus. Gene Ontology annotation, molecular function: ATP binding; ATP-dependent activity, acting on DNA.
UCCAUAUCCCUCUUGUCGCGUGCUCGUCGGCACCGGAAACAAAGAAGCAGUCCGGGCAGAAACAUGACAUAAUUCAAGCUAGUGCUGUUGUGUAACUACACACGCUACUGCUCAUUUACAAUUGGCUCGAUGCUGGAUUGAACCCAAACAACUCUGUCUGUCGGCAGCUGCAUCACUAUGCCUGCCGAAGGCACAGAGGAGCAGGCGUCUCUGUCCAGCCCUGCCAGUGCUGCCCUCACUUUAGGAUGGCCAGAGGAUGAGGGAGCUGCAAGGGGCAAAGCCCCGUGCUCCUUCCCUGAGAACACCCAGGGUUCCGAGGCAGCUGCAGCCUAUCCCACAUGUCCUGGGCCCGGGGACAACGACAAUGGUAGCAAAAGGUCAGGAGCUAUAUUGCACAUUGACCGACAACGCAUCCAGGAAGCCUCUGCCAGUUCUGGAGCUGAUGAACUCCAGGGUCUUGGUGUGGCUGUUUAUGACCAGGAUGUACUUGAGCAAGGUGUCCUGCGGCAAGUGGAUGAAGCGAUCCAGGAGUCUAGUCAGGCUGCUGCUAAAGCUGAGGCUGAGAAGGAGUACCACUCUGUGCUGGAUGAUGUGAGAUCUGUUACGGUCUCUCUGAAGCACAUCAACAAGAUAAUUGAGCAACUUUCUCCAUAUGCAGAAUCCAGCAAAGAUAUAAGUCGAAAGAUUGAAUCUGUCAAAAGGCAAAAGGAAAAUAAGGAAAAACAGCUGAAAAAAAUCAGGGCGAAACAGAAGCGGCUUCAGGCCAUUCUGGGAGGAGAGGACUCUCAGCGAGUGGAAGCGGAACUUUUGGCUGAAGAUGAUGAAGAAGAAGAACCUGGACCCUCCACACUGGGCAGCAUGCUCAUGCCAGCUCAGGAGACUGAAUGGGAGGAGCUUAUUCGUAAAGGUCACAUGACCCCUUUUGGAACCAGAAUACAACAGAAAGAGGCAAAGAAAGAACCUCGGAAGCUGAUGUUGGCUGAGAACUCAGCGUUUGACGAGUACUUGGCAGAUCAGGCCAAGAUGGCAACUGAGAGGAAAAAAGUGCCACUUUUAAGGAAGAAGAAGAAAAGCGCAUCUUUCAGCUCAACUGAGGGGACAAGUAGUAAAAUUCCAAAAACGGUUUUCUCAUCUAAGGACAAGAAACUGAAGAAGCGCAUGCGAAAGCUGCAGAUAACUGCUUUGAAGGCACAUCCCAAAGCUCGACCCAAAGCUGAGCCCCAGCCGCCCAAACGGAAGAGGAAGAGACACACGGAGGGAGAGGAAACGGACAGUGAAGGAUCAGAGUACCUGCCCAGUGAGGAAUUUCUGGAUCUUGACCAAGAAGAGAGAGAAGCUAUGCUUGAGGGUUUUGGGGAGGAUGAUGAUGAUAAUGAGUAUGAACUUAAACCUUAUAAGAGAAAACCAGAGCAUUGGAGGAAGAAGAAAGCAAACGAUGAUGAGGAAUACCACCCUGACAGUUCAGAUGAAGAGGAAAAUGGCAGUGGUAAAAUGAAGAGAUAUAAAGACGAUGGAGAUGUGGAGUACUACAGGCAACGAAUAAGGCGAUGGAAACGAAAUCGCCUUCGAGAAAAGGAAGAGAAGAGAGAAAGAGGUGAAGAGAUGUCAGAUGACAGCGAUGCAGAGUUUGACGAAGGCUUCAAAGUUCCAGGUUUCCUCUGGAAAAAACUUUACAAGUACCAGCAGACAGGUGUGCGCUGGAUGUGGGAACUUCAUUGUCAGCAGGCCGGCGGCAUCUUGGGAGAUGAGAUGGGAUUGGGCAAAACCAUCCAGGUCAUCAGCUUUCUGGCUGGGCUGAGCUACAGCAAACUAAGGACUAGAGGGUCCAACUACAGAUAUGCUGGUCUGGGUCCAACAGUUAUUGUGUGUCCAGCCACAGUCAUGCACCAGUGGGUCAAAGAGUUUCACACCUGGUGGCCACCUUUCAGAGUUGCCGUUCUCCAUGAAACCGGCUCCUUCACCAGCAAAAAGGAAAAACUCAUUCCAGAAAUAGCCUCGUGUCAUGGGAUCCUCAUUACCUCAUAUUCAGCUGUAAGAAAUUUGCAGGACAUCCUAAUACGUUAUGACUGGCACUAUAUCAUACUGGACGAGGGUCACAAGAUCAGGAAUCCAAAUGCUGCAGUCACUGCUGCUUGCAAGCAGUUUCAAACUCCUCACAGGUUCAUACUGUCCGGAUCACCGAUGCAGAACAAUUUGAAGGAGCUGUGGUCUCUGUUUGACUUUGUCUUCCCUGGUAAACUCGGGACGCUGCCCGUCUUCAUGGAGCAAUUCUCUGUGCCUAUUACCAUGGGAGGAUACAGCAACGCCUCACCUGUGCAGGUCCAGACGGCAUAUAAGUGUGCGUGUGUGCUGAGGGACACCAUAAAUCCUUACCUGCUCAGAAGAAUGAAGGCAGACGUCAAGGCCAACCUCUCCUUACCCGACAAGAACGAGCAGGUGCUGUUCUGCAGACUAACAGAGGAACAACGGCAGGUCUAUCAGAGCUUCUUAGAUUCUAAAGAAGUCUACCAAAUACUGAAUGGUGACAUGCAGGUGUUCUCAGGUUUGAUAGCACUGCGCAAGAUUUGUAACCACCCGGACCUGUUCUCGGGUGGCCCCCGGAUGCUGAAGGGAAUCCCCGAGGACCAGCUAACCGAGGAGGAACACUUUGGCUUUUGGAGACGCUCAGGGAAACUGAUAGUGGUGGAGUCCCUACUUCGGCUCUGGUUCAAACAAGGCCACAGGGUUCUUCUCUUCUCUCAGUCUAGACAGAUGCUGGAUAUCUUGGAAGUAUUUGUAAGAGAGAACAACUACUCAUACCUGAAAAUGGAUGGAACAACCACGAUAGCUUCUCGACAGCCAUUGAUUGCUCGCUACAACCAGGACAGAUCCAUCUUCAUUUUCUUGUUGACCACUAAAGUUGGAGGUCUGGGAGUCAAUCUGACUGGAGCCAACAGAGUCAUCAUCUAUGAUCCAGACUGGAACCCCAGUACAGACACACAGGCCAGAGAGCGAGCAUGGAGAAUCGGUCAGACGUUGCAAGUAACGAUCUACAGACUAUUGACCGCAGGCACCAUCGAAGAGAAAAUCUACCACAGGCAAAUCUUUAAACAGUUUCUGACCAAUCGUGUUCUGAAGGAUCCGAAACAAAGACGGUUUUUCAAGUCUAAUGACAUCUAUGAACUCUUCACUCUGGCUGACCCAGAUGGAUCUCAGGGAACAGAAACCAGUGCUAUAUUUGCAGGCACGGGCUCUGACGUCAAAGUGACCAAGAAACCAGCGAGGCCGAAGCUCACGAACAACCAUUCACACUCCUCAGCAAACCAAAGAGAAGCUGCUCCAACCAGGAAACGCUCCUCCUCAGAAGACACUGCACUCUUCAAAAGUGGUACAUCCUUACCUACUCAGGGAAAAUUUAGUACAUUUACCGACUGCAAAAAUAUCGACCAAAAUGGUUCAGUUGAAGAGACAACUAUUCCAGAAAAAAACAACAACAAAGAACCUCAUGGUUCAGUCUUACUGAAUCAUCACCAGCACAAAGACUUUUCUUUAAGCAGUCCUCAGAAACACCGGGAAAAGAGAAAACACUGUGACUCUGCUGAUAAACGUAAGAAUAAAAAGGUCAAACGCUCACGAGAGGCUCGAUUCGAAGGCCACCGCAUCUCUCACCUGGUGAAGAAAAGGACUCUUCUGAAGGAGAAGGCUGAAGAAAACACAGCAGAGGAGCAGAAGAAAUCGGAUGAUUACGUCCUGUCAAAGCUCCUUAAGAAAUCUGGGAUCCACAGUGUGAUGCAGCACGACUCCAUCAUGGAAUCCUCCAACCCGGAUUAUGUUCUUGUGGAAGCAGAAGCCAACAGAGUGGCAAAAGAUGCCCUCAAAGCACUAAAGAGUUCCCGGCAGCAGUGCAGAUUGCCCUUUAACAGACCCCCUCCUCCACCUGCAAGGAAGCGUUUUGGCCAAAAGAGGAAUUCCAUCUUAGUCGGACGUUCUGUUCAGUCCACCACCACCUCCAUCAAAUGCAAGGAUAGUUCUAUUGUAAAAAAGUCAGCGUUGAAGAAACCUGGUGCAGGAGCUCAUUUCAGUGGGGAAGGAGCAGAGAGUGACUCAAACUCUGCCCCGCUAUCAUCAGCUUCCCUUCUGGCCAAAAUGAGAGCUCGAAAUCACAUCAGCAACCUCUCCAGUCGCGGAGAUGCCGAAGAAGAGGACGAGGACAACUCUGAAGCUCCAGGAACCAGUUCUCCUCCUGCUCCACCCACAGAGCACGAUGAGCUUUUAGUCGAUCUGCGCAACUUUGUUGCCUUCCAGGCAAAUGUGGACGGACAGGCCACCACGCAGGAAGUGCUGGAGUAUUUCAAACCGAGACUUACACAGGAACAAGUUCCUGUCUUCAGAGAGCUGCUCAGGAGUAUCUGCUUUUUUCACAGAACCUCUGGACAGGAGGGCAUCUGGAGGUUAAAGGAGCACUUUCGCUGACAGCAGCAGCAGAGAGGAAACACUGCUGUCUCCAGCUACAACGUUUUUACGCAGUUAUAUUAUUGAGGUGCCAAAAUCACAGCGGGCCAAAAUAAACCAUUCUACCAUCUUCAGCAACUUCUUGUUACACAAUGUUUGUAUGGGCAAUUUUAUAGUUCAAAUGGUUGUCAGUUAUCUGAAGAAAAUUAUUUUGUUUAGUGUCUUGUUUGUUUGUUUUUGUCCUUCUUUGUUGUUGUUUUUGAGAUUGGCACUUGAGGAUUCAUCCACAGCUGUAUCUGCUUCCAUGUCUUUUCAGGGGCAUUGUCCAAUGGUUAUACUUGAAUGUAGAUGUUUUCUUUCUUUUUUUCCUUAAAACUUUUAUUUAAAACUGUUUACAUGCAUUUUUUUUCCAUAGCUGGUGCUUGAAUUGAAUUACCUCAUAUCUGUCAUGUUGUUUUAGACUUUGAGAUGUAACUUCAGAUGUAAUAUAUCAUUUUAUGAAUAUUACCUCACUGUAAAGUAGGCUUUGAAGAGUACAAUGUUCAAAAUAUGUUGAGACUUCUUUGAAAUACAUUAAAAUGCCAGCCUUUCAGAAUAAUUCAAGGAACUGUGAUGUGGGCAGUAAAAAUCACGUUUUAUAUUAAAUUAAUGUAAAACAUUUUGUUGCAUACAUUUAAAAAAAUAAAUCUUUGAAAAAA